Messenger RNA from Antechinus flavipes (yellow-footed antechinus), 902 nucleotides. It is a transcript of the gene HSPB3, whose product is annotated as heat shock protein family B (small) member 3. The transcript has a single exon. Gene Ontology annotation, cellular component: cytoplasm; nuclear speck. The record is from RefSeq and is a predicted model, not a curated record. Bases 316 to 771 code for a protein of 151 amino acids. Lineage: Eukaryota; Metazoa; Chordata; Mammalia; Dasyuromorphia; Dasyuridae.
ACUAAUUUUCCUUUAUAAUAAAGAGAAAACUUUGCCAAAAAUAACUGAGUAUGUAACGAUUACAGUUAUUUUUACUGUGGUAGCAGAUGCUGGGAGUCUACUAAGGCAACUCCGAAACAAGCUCUAUAAAUAGCAGCUUAUUGUCAGUGUUUGUGAAAAGACAAGAAGGUUUUGCUGUGUGAUUCAGACUAAAGUGAGUGGUGAAGUUCUGCUAGGACUAUACACUAAAAAAAUAGCUUCAACUGGAAAGCCAGUCAGCAGGCAACAAAGAUCCUGCCCUGAGACAGGCUGUUGGGAGCUCUUUCUGGCUCCAUCAUGGAAAGAAUCAUCAUAAGGCACCCGAUAGAAACGCCAGUACGCUACCAGGAGGAAUUUGAAGCCCGGGGCCUUGAAGACUGCAGGCUGGAUCACAGUUUGUAUGCACUGCCAGGCCCAGCCACGGAGGACCUGAGGAAGACCAGGUCAGUCCAGAAUCUGCUACUCACCCCAGAAGCUGAGAAGCAACCAGAGGGCAACAGCAAACCUCUUUUUCAGGUCUUGGUGGAUGUGGUGCAGUUCCUCCCUGAAGAUGUCAUCAUCCAGACUUUUGAAGGCUGGCUUCUGAUCAAGGCUCAACACGGUCCCAGAAUGGACGAGCAUGGAUUUGUCUCAAGGAGCUUCACCCGGCAAUAUAAGCUACCAGAUGGCGUUGAAACUAAAGACCUAUCGGCGCUCUUCUGUCAUGAUGGCAUUUUGGUAGUGGAAGUGAAAGAUCAUGGAAGGGUUAACUGAACUUCUGCCAGUUGCUGUUAAUAAGAUAGUAUGUGCCUUAUGUGGUCUGACAGCUCUGUGUAAUGAGAGCUUGCAUGCAUGUGGCCCCCUUGGCUGCAUUUACAGUGGAGAUUAAAAAAAAUUUGAAUAUA